ACAGCUUGCUGGGAGCUGUAGUUUUCCUCCUUCGCCAGGCCUUUGGCGGGCAUGCCGGCGCCGGUGCUGUGCCAGAGCUGCGGGGCUAGCCGGGCCGCUCUCCGGCGCCCCAAGACGGGGCAGGCGCUGUGCCGCGGGUGCUUCGUGGCGGCUUUCGAGGCGGAGGUGCACAGCACCAUCGUGGCGGCGCGACUCUUCCAGCCGGGCGAGACGGUGGCCGUCGGGGCGUCGGGCGGCAAGGACUCGGCGGUGCUGGCGCACCUGCUGCACCUGUUGAACGAGCGGCACGGCUACGGCCUGCGCUUGCUGCUGCUCUCUGUCGACGAGGGCAUCGCCGGCUACCGCGACGACUCGCUGGCCGCCGUGCGCCGCUACCGGGGCCGCCUGGGGCUGCCGCUGCACGUGGUCUCCUACCAAGAGCUCUAUGGCUGGAGCAUGGACCGCAUCGCCCGCCACGUCGGCCCCAGGAACAACUGCACCUUCUGCGGCGUCUUCCGACGGCAGGCCCUCGACCGGGGCGCGGCCUUGGUGGGGGCCGAUAAGAUCGCCACCGGUCACAACGCAGACGAUAUAGCUGAGACAGUGCUGAUGAACGUCCUGCGAGGAGACGUGGGUCGGCUUCGGCGCUGUGCAGGGAUCUUGACAGGUGGCGAGGGGGCAUUGCCACGGUGUAAGCCCCUGAAGCAUGCCUACGAGAAGGAGAUCGUCCUGUAUGCCUACUUCCAAGGCCUGGACUACUUCAGCACUGAGUGUGUCUACGCGCCCAACGCUUACCGCGGCCAUGCCCGCGCCCUGCUCAAAGACCUCGAGGCCGUGCGGUCCAGCACCGUGGCCGACCUGGUGCACUCAGGCGAGCGGCUGGCGGUGCGUGAGGAUGUACGCAUGCCCACCCAAGGCAUCUGCCAGCGAUGCGGCUACCUCUCCAGCCAGCCCCUUUGCAAAGCUUGUGUGCUGCUGGAAGGGCUCAACCGUGGCUUGCCUCAGCUGGCGAUCGGAAAGCCCAGCCGGCUGCAGAAAGCUCUGACGGAUGCAGAGAAGCCGGAAGUGGGCUUCCAGGAGGACUCUCAGCAGACCAACAAAGCCACUAGAACUAUAGACUUCUGAGCAGUGACGUAGGUAUAGAUUUUUAAAGGGGUGGGUUUGGGGGGCGGGGCCAUGCCUCCCCAAGCCCCGCCCCUGGCCUCAGUGCUUAUAAAAGCAGCUCUCCCCCCCACCAGCUGGGCUCGCAGCUGGCAGUCCCUACUGCCCUCCCCUCUGGGCAGAGGCGUAGCUAGGGAAAAUGGAGCCCGGUGCUAAAUCUGAGGUGUGUGCACGCCCCCCCAAUGGGUGACUGCUGUGAUGCUGGAAUCCACCCCCAAACAUCAUCAUUUUCAAUGGUGUUUAAACUAGGGAGCCCAGAUUCUCCUUUUAAAUCCACCUU
Sphaerodactylus townsendi is the source of this 1420-nucleotide messenger RNA. RefSeq names its product cytosolic thiouridylase subunit 1 (gene CTU1). Gene Ontology annotation, biological process: tRNA wobble position uridine thiolation. The record is from RefSeq and is a predicted model, not a curated record. Bases 52 to 1104 code for a protein of 350 amino acids. NCBI's taxonomy places the organism in Eukaryota, Metazoa, Chordata, Lepidosauria, Squamata, Sphaerodactylidae. Gene Ontology annotation, cellular component: mitochondrion; cytosolic tRNA wobble base thiouridylase complex. Gene Ontology annotation, molecular function: tRNA binding. The transcript has 2 exons.